Candoia aspera is the source of this 2593-nucleotide messenger RNA. RefSeq names its product ferrochelatase (gene FECH). The transcript is spliced from 11 exons. The record is from RefSeq and is a predicted model, not a curated record. Bases 118 to 1344 code for a protein of 408 amino acids. Gene Ontology annotation, cellular component: mitochondrion. Gene Ontology annotation, molecular function: protoporphyrin ferrochelatase activity. Gene Ontology annotation, biological process: heme biosynthetic process. Lineage: Eukaryota; Metazoa; Chordata; Lepidosauria; Squamata; Candoiidae.
GAGAGCCUAAGAGACUUCAGAGAAGGGAUGCAACAGAGCAAUCCGGUUCCCUUUGGAAAGGAGCUCUGUCCUGGGGCUGCCGUACAGGAGAAGGGAUUGUAUUGAGUUUACACAAACAUGGCUGCUGCCUUCAGAGCUGCGGGUCGAGUCUUGCACCCACUUGCAAAAAGGAACAGCUGGAAUCAAACCAGGGUCCAGUUGCAUUGGAGAUGGCAGUCAACAGCAGCUGUACAAAAAGCAAGGCCAGAGAUUCAGCCUGAAAAGAGGAAACCUAAAACAGGGAUCUUAAUGUUAAAUAUGGGGGGUCCAGAGACCCUGGAGGAUGUCCAUGAGUUCCUGCUUAGACUUUUUCUUGAUAGAGAUCUAAUGACACUUCCAGUGCAAAAUAAAUUAGGACCUUUUAUUGCAAAGCGGCGCACUCCGAAAAUCCAAGAACAGUACAGGCGGAUUGGGGGCGGAUCACCGAUCAAGAAAUGGACUGAGACCCAGGGGGAAGGCAUGGUGAAGUUGCUGAAUGAAAUGUCUCCCCAAUCCGCCCCACAUAAGUACUACAUCGGUUUCCGCUACAUCCACCCUCUGACGGAAGAAGCAAUUGAAGAGAUGGAAAAAGAUGGUGUUGAAAGAGCCAUUGCUUUCACCCAGUAUCCACAGUAUAGCUGCUCCACCACAGGAAGCAGCUUGAAUGCCAUUUAUCGCUACUAUUACCAAAAAGGGGAGAAGCCAAAGAUGAAGUGGAGUACAAUUGACCGAUGGCCAACACAUCCCCUCCUGAUUCAGUGUUUUACAGACCACAUAAAGAAGGAGCUAGACUUAUUUCCACCGGAUAAGAGAAAAGACGCUGUGAUCCUUUUCUCCGCUCACUCUCUACCAAUGUCAGUAGUUAAUCGUGGUGACCCAUAUCCACAAGAAGUGGGGGCUACUGUCCAGAAGGUGAUGGAGAAACUCCGCUAUUGCAAUCCAUAUAGGCUUGUGUGGCAGUCCAAGGUGGGCCCGAUGGCCUGGCUGGGUCCUCAGACAGAUGAGACUAUUAAAGGACUUUGCCAAAGGGGGAAGAAGAACAUUUUGUUAGUUCCAAUUGCAUUUACCAGUGACCAUGUUGAAACACUCUAUGAGCUUGAUAUUGAAUAUGCACAGGUCUUAGCCAAUGAGUGUGGAGUUGAAAACAUCAGAAGAGCAGAAUCCUUGAAUGGAAAUCCAUUGUUUGCCAAGGCCCUGGCAGAUUUGGUUUGCUCCCACCUCCAGUCGAACGAAAUAUGCUCCAAGCAGUUAACACUCAGUUGCCCGCUUUGUGUGAAUCCCACCUGCCGAAAGACCAAAUCUUUCUUCACUGGUCAGACGCUGUGAAAAUGUACACUGGCAAAUGGCAUUGGGUCAUUGGCUGGAGUAGACAAUACAGAUUCUGUGAAAUGUGCCCAUUUAUUCUGCCUUCAUUUGCUCCUCUCAGGUCUGCGUCUUGCUCCCCUGAGUGAAGUGAAUCCCAAGUGGGGUUUGCACAGGGGUGACAGAGAUACAGUUGAGACCUUUUUCCGCUGAUUUUGUUUUCUCUUGAGGAAUGUUGCAUUGGGGGGACACCACAUUUUAAGGGCUCCAUCCUCUGAGUUGCUGAAAACCCUCAUUAAAUUAAAUUAAACAGGGAUGCAUGAGGUUCUUAGCACUUGUUGAGAGACUGGCCUCUGACAGAUGAGCAGACUCUUGAUUCCUUAGAACAGGUCCUCUAACUUUGCUCAGCGAAAGUGAUGCUGAAAAAAAGCUAUUCAGUUUGCAGGAAUUGGUCCUCCUUCAAAAUGGUGAAGCUUGAUUCUAAAAGGACUGCUUCCAAGGUUUUGAUCCAAGGAUGCAAUUUGAGUGUCUUUGCAGAAAGUUUUUCACAUGACCUUGUCAUAAAAAUAUUCAAGUUAAACCUUCCUGGUAAAAUUCUACCGUUUUGAUGGGUGGUUUUUUAAACAAACAACACAGACCUGGCAUUGGAGCUUUAUAACUAAUAACAGUCUGAUGUUGAAACUGCUUUAGUUUUCCAGUGAUUUCAACUGAGAUCUAAUAUACAGAUACAUAAUUUAAAAAAAAGAGCAGUAGGUAUAUAUUUUUUAAUUUGGUAUUUCUUUUGGUACGCAUUCUCCAUCGCCUAUUUCCACCAUGCAGAACUUGUUCCUUUUCUCAAAAGCACAAUCUCAGCUGUGUUUGCAUAGUUGUCUUUCCUAAGGCAUUACUAUAUUAGUCUUUUGUUACAAAAACAGCAGAAAGUCUUGCAUUAGCUCAGCGCAUCUCAGCCUUAGCAACUCUAAGAUGGCUGGACUUCAACUCCCAAGCUGGCUGGGGAAUUCUGGGAAUUGAAGUCCGCCCACCUUAGAGUGGCUAAGGUUGAGAAAUGCUGCAUUAGCUUAAAGACUAACAAACUCCAUUUGUAUAGUAUGUCUAACUGCCAGUGGUUGUGGCAGUACACAAUCACACUACUUAGUGUCACUUAAAACUUUGUGAAUCCUUUUGAAUACUCAAUAUUUCUGCAUAAAUAUGACCUAAAACGUGAUCUGUUCUCCACACAAGUCCUGAACCUAGAUAGAGAGAACCCAAUUAAACAAUUGAGUCAAAAACGUUA